Molecule: messenger RNA, 2161 nt
Organism: Thalassophryne amazonica
Lineage: Eukaryota; Metazoa; Chordata; Actinopteri; Batrachoidiformes; Batrachoididae
Gene: mpg
Product: N-methylpurine DNA glycosylase
Biological process (GO): base-excision repair
Molecular function (GO): DNA binding; alkylbase DNA N-glycosylase activity
Source: RefSeq, a predicted model, not a curated record
AUUUCCUUCCUGUUAGAGGUGGUCUAUUUUACUUUUCUUUUAUUGCCAUUUUAAAGAAAUAUCGCCAAAAAAUAUUAAUAUACGAUCAGGCAGUAACAGUAUGAUCAUCCAGAUACAAUACGUAAGACCUGUAGGUUUAACCUGUGGUUAUAAAGCGUUAACUGAGUCGUUUUAACUUUAACUUCGUGUUGCUGGAGGCCAUCAGUGUGACGUUUUAAGAAUUUGACGGUAGGCUUAUGGCAGGAAGAAAAAAAACUAUCCCGAGCAGUCAAUGAACCUGAAAACCAGAAACACCAUUUGAAUGUUCUACCCAACAAACGGAUAAAGAACAAUCAGCUUGAAAAUGGCCCUAAAUACUGAGCCAGAGCAAAGCAGAUAUUUCAGGAAAAAUGAGCCAAGGGUCCGAUUAGAAGAGGAAUUCUUCAACCAGCCUUGUGUUAGUUUGGCUCAAGCAUUGCUUGGCAAGGUGUUGGUCCGCAGAUGUGCCGAUGGCAGCGAGCUUCGAGGGAGGAUUGUGGAGACCGAAGCGUAUCUCGGAGGGGAGGACAAAGCCUCACACUCAGCAGGUGGCAAACGCACAGACAGAAAUGCUGCCAUGUUCAUGAAGCCCGGCACGAUCUAUGUGUAUCCAAUUUAUGGCAUUUACCUCUGCAUGAACGUGUCCAAUGCAGGUGAGGGCGCCGCGGUGUUGCUGCGAUCCCUGGAGCCCCUGCAGGGUCAGCCUAUCAUGAAGCAACUGAGGUCGGCCAAACGACGAGAGGGUGCACGACAGCUGAAGGACAAAGAGCUCUGCAAUGGGCCUUCGAAGCUUUGUCAGGCUUUAAACAUUUCUCGCUGCUUUGACCGUCGAGAUCUGGCGUCAGACCCAGACGUGUGGCUCGAGCGAACCCCCGACAUGAGUCCCUUAGACCCCCUUGAUAUAGUAUCAGCCUCACGCAUCGGGAUAGAGUCCCAUGGGGAGUGGGCCUUGAAGCCCUUGCGGUUUUAUCUCCGUGGGCAUCCCUGUGUUAGCGUACUGAACAAAGAGUUAGAGCAACAGACUCGCUCUGUAACGACAAAUGAUUUGGUUUCAUCUGACGUGAAGCCGGACACAAGACAGCAAACGGUCAGCUUGAGUUAACAGGAAUGGUUUUGACUUUUCUAGCAUCUGCCCCUUAUAGACUUGAGAAUUUCCCAUGGAUUGUUAAUUCCAUUCAUACUUUUAUGGCUGUAGAUCUUGGAAGGCCACGGUCUAUACAGUGACAAACCGGUGUGUGAUACACACCUGUCCAUGAAUAUCAUCUGGCAUUCAGUUUGAUGAUGUAGCAUGCCAGAUUGUUCCAUAUUAUGUGUAAAAACAACCAUACUGCACCUGUAGUACAGCUUUAGCACAACCUCUGCUUUUGGAAAACCUCCCGGUGAUGUCACAGCAUGUAUGACAAUGCUACAGUCUCCUCAGAAAAGCAAGAGAUUACCAAAGGAUGUCAAAAGAUUGUAAUGAAUGAAAGAAAAUACUGAACAUCUUGAAAAAUGCCACCACGGAUAAAACAAGAUCACGGCACAAUGGCAGAUUAUCCCAUUAUCAUCAGACACUUUCAGAGGUAUGUACAUGAUUUCAGGUUGGCACUACAGCGGCACAAGCUGGUACCUUUACCGAAAACAUGCCCAACCAAAGGCCGCUGGUUUGAGGCCAUCUAUGCCUCAUUCUCCUUGUACAUCCUGAAUCAGGAGUACAGCCGAUGCAAAACUUGUUCUAAAUCAUGCAGAACUAUACCAGAUCUCCCGUGGCUACCCUGCACAAAAUGAGAGAAACUGAAAGAAGAGAGAUUUGAGGGACAUCAUGGUGCCACAGGCGGUUACUACACUUUCCUCUUUCCUACACCUGUGCCCCAUUCUCCACAUACAUCUGGGUGUUCCAUCAGAAAGCACAUCCAGUGUAAAACUGAUGUCAAAUCAACAUGUGGCUCCAUAUAUAAAUUUACAAUGCCAGUACUACAUGUAUAUUGGUUGAAUUCAUUGUUGAAAUCCUGGCAUUGCAAACUCCUGGAGGAUUUGUAGGAUCCACUGCGCAACUAGACUCUUUCUCUCCGAUUGUUCUGUCUGAGUUAUUUUCAUUAGUUACUUCAUCCAAACCAUCAACAUGCUUAUUAGACCCCAUUCCUGCCAGGCUGCUCAAGGAAGU